UGCGGCUCAGUCCACAAGCCAGGUUUCCUUGGCAACGAGACGCGGCUUGACAUCAUGGCGGACUUCCUGCACUGGAACUGCGAGACGGUCUCGGAAUGGAUCGAGUCCCUCGGUUUCCCUCAAUAUAAGGAGUGUUUUACAGAUAACUUCAUUGAUGGUAGAAAAUUAAUCUUUAUUAACUGCUCCACACUUCCUCGAAUUGGCAUAACAGAUUUUGAAGACAUGAAGGCAGUUUCACGACACAUCAGGGAGCUUCUAGAAAUUGAAGAGCCCCGUUGGGAACGAAGCAUCGCACUGCCACGUCGGGACACGAAAGGACUGUUUCUGGAAAGGAAGAGUCAGACGGGACAGAAAGCAGACAAACUCACCUACGACUUGUUUAUUAAGGAGAUGGAGACAUAGUCGGAGCCGGACUUCCAUUUCCCUUCAGAUUCCAACAAACCUUUCGUGUUAUUCUUUUAAACUGCGUUGAAUGUUAAUUAAAUUAAUUCUUUGUUUUUGUAAGACAUUUAAAACUGUCCCACAUAUGGUGUGAAAUCCAUUUGAAAGCAUAAUCCUGUUUCCACUGUUCCAUUUAAAAUCAACAAGAAACAAGUUGUAGUGUUUAGCUAAAGAAAGACUUAAAAGUUUACAGAGUCCGUCAGCACAGCACAGCACAGCACAGCAGCAGAGUGUCAUUUCUUUCCAUUGAUGUUCCUAUAGAAGCUGCCUUGCCCUUUCACAUUCUUUUUACAUCACAGAAUUUCCUUCAUUAACAAUAAUAAUUCUUUACAUUUAUAUAAUGCUUUUCUCGCAACACAAUGUAAGUUAACAAAUUGAAUUUAAAAAACUUAAAGCUAGGAGUCAAAGGAGAGGGUGCAGUCUGUGAAAAAUGUAAAAAGAAGUGAAAAAAACGUCAAAUGAGUGCAAUUAAUUAUUUAACCCUUUAUUUGUCGAAGAACAGUACUAAAGUAAAAGCCAUAGUCUCCCUUUCUUACACUAUGCAACCUCAA
Messenger RNA from Erpetoichthys calabaricus (reedfish), 992 nucleotides. RefSeq names its product sterile alpha motif domain-containing protein 15-like. Bases 55 to 402 code for a protein of 115 amino acids. Lineage: Eukaryota; Metazoa; Chordata; Cladistia; Polypteriformes; Polypteridae. The transcript is spliced from 3 exons. The record is from RefSeq and is a predicted model, not a curated record. Gene Ontology annotation, molecular function: protein binding.